Molecule: messenger RNA, 514 nt
Organism: Pelodiscus sinensis (Chinese soft-shelled turtle)
Lineage: Eukaryota; Metazoa; Chordata; Testudines; Trionychidae
Source: RefSeq, a predicted model, not a curated record
CCUCACCUCCCUGCUGCGGGACUGGAGCAGCUUCGUGCUGGUGGAGGGCUACUCCUAUGUCAAGCUGAUGCCCAGCUCCCAGGGUCCAGCGCCUUCCUCGUUCUACGUGGUGAGGCUCAUCUCCAAAGCUCCCUGCAUGGUUCUCCGGCUGGGGUUCCCCAUCGGGACGCCUGCCCAGGCCAGGAACCAGAUAGUGGAGGAGCUCCAGGGCCGGAUCCUGCAGCUGCGCUUCCCCCACCGGGUCCAGAGCAAGGAGGCCACUCCCAAAGUGAAGAGGAAAACGUUCGGGAGCAGCUCCCCCUCCAAGUCCCCGCCCAUGGCCGGGGCCCCGCCCACCCUCUCCGACACCCCCUGCCCCGUGGGGCUGCACAAGCCGCUGGAGAAGCUCCUCGCGCUGGAAGGGGGCCGGUGCCCCCGGGAGGCCAAGGGGCAGGAGCAGGAUCUCAUAGGGCCCCACCGGGGUGAUGGAGGCCAGGCUGAAAUCGGCGUUUGUGUCCAGUGGCACCAGCUGUGA